AAAAAUAAUUUGUCCACAUAUAAAUUUCAACAAACAUGGGCUACUUGAGAUCUUCUUUUGUUUUCUCCCUUCUUGCUUUUGUGACUUUCACUUAUGCUGUCACUAUCGAGGUACGCAACAACUGUCCAUACAUCGUCUGGGCGGCAUCGACCCCGAUAGGCGGUGGCCGACGUCUCGAUCGAGGCCAAACGUGGGUUAUUGAUGCGCCUAGGGGCACUACGAUGGCACGUAUAUGGGGUCGUACUGGAUGUAACUUCGAUGGUGCUGGUAGAGGUUCGUGCAUGACUGGUGAUUGUGGUGGUGUCCUGCAGUGCACCGGGUGGGGCAAACCACCAAACACCCUAGCUGAGUACGCCUUGGACCAGUUCAGCAACUUAGAUUUCUGGGACAUUUCUUUAGUUGAUGGAUUUAAUAUACCGAUGACUUUUGCCCCGACUAAUCCAAGUGGAGGGAAAUGCCAUGCAAUUCAAUGCACGGCAAAUAUAAACGGUGAAUGUCCUGGUCAACUUAAAGUACCCGGAGGAUGUAACAAUCCUUGUACCACGUUUGGAGGACAACAAUAUUGUUGCACCCAAGGUCCAUGUGGUCCUACGUUCUUUUCCAAUUUUUUCAAACAAAGAUGUCCUGAUGCGUAUAGCUACCCACAAGAUGAUCCUACUAGCACAUUUACUUGUCCUAGUGGUAGUACAAACUAUAGGGUUGUCUUUUGUCCUAAUGGUGUUGCUGGCCCAAAUUUCCCCUUGGAGAUGCGUGCAAGUACUGAUGAAGUGGCCAAGUAAAUGAGAAAUUUUGCUCUCUUAUACAAUUUAAACGGAAGAUAAUAGCCUUUUCAGAUUUUCUAUAUGUAAAAAUAAAGAUUAUUUCUUAUAAGCAAGUUAUAAAAGGCUAGAAAGUCAUUGAUAACAAGUUUGUGUAUAUGCGUGUGGAGUAUAUAUAUAUAUACCCUUCAACUUAAAUGUUUUUAUAAUGAAAUAUGAUAUAAGGUCAGUCUAA
Solanum tuberosum (potato) is the source of this 993-nucleotide messenger RNA. Its product is annotated as osmotin-like protein OSML81. The transcript has a single exon. The record is from RefSeq and is a predicted model, not a curated record. The coding region runs from base 36 to 779 and encodes 247 amino acids. Lineage: Eukaryota; Viridiplantae; Streptophyta; Magnoliopsida; Solanales; Solanaceae.